Hyaloperonospora brassicae is the source of this 1179-nucleotide messenger RNA. Lineage: Eukaryota; Oomycota; Peronosporomycetes; Peronosporales; Peronosporaceae. The record is from the annotation of a GenBank genome assembly.
AUGAGCACUACCACUUCGAACGGCAUCAAGCAAGCGUCUGAAACAGAGACGUCCGAGUACUGCUCCAUGGCAGCGUCUCCCCGAUACUCGACAAGUGCAGCGCUCAUGACACUGAACGACAGUACGGGCGAGACGGAGCACUCGGCGUUGCACGUGGGCGACUCCGAUACGACGGCACCAGCGCCUCCCACUGCGUUGCAGCGCAUUGUGCGUCGCUACCGGCUGUUGGAAUUUGGAAGCGCAGCUGUUUUGCUGGCACUGGCGCUGUUGUUUGCGAACAUUAAAGUGCACGAGCGUCCGAUUCCUGCGAUUAAAGUUCGAGUAAGCUCUACUGUAACAACGUAUGCGCUCGACCCGUCGAUCGACGAGACCAAGUUGGCUGAACAAGUUCCAAUGUGGCUCUUGAUGGCCUUAGGUAUUGGUCUGCCAAUUGCAACAAACAUCGUCGUGAACUACGUGCUCCCGCUCGUUUGCCAAGUCCGCGUGAUUGCGCACGAUACGCGCGACCUUCUGCUGAGUCUCUUCCAGUCGGUCGCGCUCGCGACGUUCUUUACGCAGUUUACGAAAAACAUCACCGGUCGCUUUCGCCCGAGUUUCUACGACAUGUGCAAGUGGCAGUACGACGUUGUCUGGGACGGCGUCUCUAACUUGUGCACAGAUGCUGCCGGAGAGAAAGAAGGACGCAAGAGCUUUCCGUCUGGCCACGCGUCUUUUGCGUGGGCCAGCAUGCUCAUUUUUGCACUUUACAUGCUGGGUCGAUCGCGUCUCAACUGCGAAAAUCGCAGCAGCACGACGCUGCGAGGUGGCAAGAAGUCGUUGAUGCUGUUCCUGUGCUGCACGCCGAUAAUCCUCGCGUCCUGGAUCUCGGUCUCACGCUGCAUUGACAAUUGGCACCACUACAGCGAUAUCUUGGCAGGCAGCGUCAUUGGCGCAGUAUCGGCGCUGUUUGCGUUCAACUACAACUACGGGUCGAUCUUCAGCUGGGAUUGUGCGGGACUGCCUCUCGAGGAGAUCCACGAACGCCGCAUGAUCAAGGCCAAGAAAGUAUGGAGCGAGCGAUUUAACGAGCCAUCGUCGUGGCACACUGACCGGGACUCGCGACCGCCUCUGCUGAAUCACAUGUCGGGUGAGUUUAUUGUUGACCUGAGUAGCCGCAGCCGAGACUCUGUCGGCGUAUAA